This is a messenger RNA of Ylistrum balloti, 1317 nucleotides long. RefSeq lists its product as uncharacterized. The transcript has 2 exons. The record is from RefSeq and is a predicted model, not a curated record. The coding region runs from base 1 to 1317 and encodes 438 amino acids. NCBI's taxonomy places the organism in Eukaryota, Metazoa, Mollusca, Bivalvia, Pectinida, Pectinidae.
AUGGCAAUUGCUUUCUCUGAGAAUGGUGUUAAUAACGUCAAGCUUUAUAUCAACAUUGUUAAUCCAUGCAGUACCGGUGUACAGGUGAAUAUAUCUGCUCCUCGGUUACCAUCAUUCCCCAUGAGGCAAGAGUAUGUGGGACCAAAAGAGAUCAUUGUCAUAGAUAUCGAUACAGCAAAAUUCGAAGUAGAAGGAACAGGCAAAAGUGGUCAAGGUAUCCUCCUCCACUCAAAUGACACCGAAUUGAUUAUCACGGGACUUUCAACUGCUUAUAACAGCGCGGAUAUGUAUUUUACGAGAAACGCUACUCAACUUGGUACCGAGUAUGUCAUAAUUACAUACUGUUAUUCCGACGGUUUGUGUCAGUUUGUCAUUGUCGCCAUGGAGGACAAUACAGCUAUCGAAAUAUUGUUUCCUCAGUACUUUGCUUCUUCGAUAGUAUUUGACGGAAAUAGUUAUAGUGCUUGUGACGUUAUGAUCUUGACUUUACAAGAAUCACAAACUUUCCAACUCCAGUCAACUUCUGACCUGAGUGGAGUAAAAAUUAUAUCUCCAAACAGAAAAAGGUUUACUGUUAUAUCUAGUAGUCCCUUAACCGCAGUACAAAAUGGAGGAGGAGGUCGUGAUCAAGUAGCGGACAUUGUACCGCCUUUAACCGCAUGGGGAAACGAAUAUAUCAUCGUUCGCCGAAACUCUCAAGAUUAUUUACACGAUGAUAUAAAAUUUGUUGCCGCAGCUGGUGGCGCAAACAUUUCAAUAUUUGGAUGUGGACCUGUUAUUAAUCAUUUUGUUGUUCCGCAUCAAAUAUACUUAUACCAAAUGACGUGUGAACGCGUUCACAUUAUAUCCGAUGAACCAGUACUCGUUGCUCACUUCCCUGUUGGUUUUGGAAAUGGUGAUCCAGCAAUGCUCUUCCCGACACCAGUCUCUCAUUACGUCAGACAGUACACUGUUUAUAUUCCAUCAGGAUUUGACUUUUGUGCCAUUGCGCUUGUAAUGAAUUCACUAGAAGUCAGUACCUUCAAUUAUUCAGACACAUUUAUUCCAUGGAUAAGAAUAGGACAAUCAAUGUUUUCCACAGCAUGGUUAGAGAAUCUGAAUUCUGGUGUUGUAUAUAUAGAGCACACGUCACCGUUCGGAGGUCACGUAAUUUGCGAGAAAGCUUGGUCCAUGUCAGCGUUAACAAUCGGCAUCGGAAAUUUUACUAGUCACGAGGCACAGGAUCACUCCAAGACAUCAGACAGUUCUGAGAGUUCAACAAUGCCAAUUGUUCACGGUAAUUACUCAUCUUCUUUGAAUCAGAUGAUGCGUCCAUGA